CUGAAUCCUUAUCCGUAUAAAAGCCAAUCGCUUUCCCUCUCCUGUUACGUAAUGUGAAAACAUUUUUAUUUGAAAACGAAGGAAACCCACUUCAAUCUUCUUCAUCACUACUGAUACAACAGAAUGGGUUUCAAGAAACUGGGUUUGUUCCUUUUCGUGAUAAUCUUGUUUCUGAUUCAUGUUCGUCCUCUGCAUGCACAACCCUCGCUAAAUUCCUCCACUGCUACUACUGGGCUCCAGCGGCUGGUCUUAGUAAACAGGAAGGGUGGAGGAGGUGGCGGCCAUGGAGGUGGCCAUUCAACUGGAAGCGAAGCGCAUGGUGGAGAGGCUAAAGGUAAUGGUGAUGAGGGACAUGGUGCAACUGUAGUCCCUCUUUAUGCUGCUGGGGCUAUGAACCGUCACCAGCACCAUGGUUCUAAUGAAGGCUCCCCGAAAUAUACUAGUUCCCUUUAUUUGGUUCUUGCAGCUUUGGUUGUUGGUAUUCUUUAGUAUUGUGCAUAGCUUACAGUAACGGUGUUUAUACAGUAGUGGUAUUUAUUGUCUAGAGAUAAUCACAAUCACUUGUUAACAGGUUGAGGUUGUCAUGUUUGUUCUAUCCUUAUCAUGCUGUUGUAAAUUUCUUUUAAUUACGCUUAACUACCUAGCUCUUCGUAACCCAUAAAUACAAUUAUAUCAAAACAUAUCAAUAUAGGGAAAACAUUAUUGCUUCAUCCA
Messenger RNA from Hevea brasiliensis (rubber tree), 714 nucleotides. RefSeq lists its product as uncharacterized. The transcript has 2 exons. NCBI's taxonomy places the organism in Eukaryota, Viridiplantae, Streptophyta, Magnoliopsida, Malpighiales, Euphorbiaceae. The record is from RefSeq and is a predicted model, not a curated record. Bases 124 to 489 code for a protein of 121 amino acids.